AUCUAAUCCCCCGCCUGGCCGCGCGUUGGCCGCAUAAACAAAUAAGCCGUCUUUCUCCUUCUCAUAUAAACAUUAUAAGAAUCAAAUCUUCCUAGGUUUGAAAACUUAGAAUCAUCCAAAAUCAUCAGAUGCUUUUCUCUUUCUAAAUCUCGAAUUCAGAAGUUCAAUACCACUUAUAGCUGAUUGCCUUGAUUAUAAUACAAAUUAACAUGUCCUGGUCCAAGUUUUCUCAACUCACUCAUCUUCUCAACAAUAACAACAACAUUCGGAGUAGAAUUAUUUCUACUCCUUACAGGUCUAUAACCGAAGCUAUUGGACAUAAGAAUUACAUUCACAGUUCGAUUAAACGAAAUGUGAUUCCGAGUUUUGAGAGGUCUAAUUAUGUGGUAGGGAUGAGGUUUCAUUACUCAACCCAAGCUUCUAGAGAAAAGAAAUCGAAUAAGAUGCUUCUUUAUCUGACUGGCCUUGUUUUUACAAUGGUUGGUUUUACUUAUGCUGCAGUUCCUCUCUAUAGGAGGUUUUGUCAAGCUACAGGUUAUGGAGGUACCAUUCAACGACGAGAGAGUGUUGAAGAAAAGAUUGUUCGUCAUGCUCAAGAAGGAACCGUACCUAAAAGAGAGAUUGUGGUGCAAUUUAAUGCCGAUGUUGCUGAUGGAAUGCAAUGGAAGUUUGUCCCCACACAAAGAGAGGUAAGGGUAAAGCCCGGUGAAAGUGCCCUUGCAUUUUACACGGCUGAAAACAAAAGUUCAACUCCUAUAACGGGCAUGUCUACUUACAAUGUUACUCCUAUGAAGGCUGCCAUAUAUUUUAAUAAGAUACAGUGUUUUUGCUUCGAGGAACAGCGGCUUCUUCCUGGAGAACAAAUUGACAUGCCAGUGUUCUUUUAUAUAGAUCCAGAAUUUGAAACAGAUCCCAGAAUGGAUGGCAUCAAUAACUUGAUAUUGUCAUAUACAUUUUUCAAGAUUUCCGAAGAAUAACAGGUUGGUUUUAGAACCUAUUGUUGCUGCUGCUGCUGCUGAUUUGGAACAAUCCAAAUUAAACCAACAUGUUCUGAAUCUCUCUAUGUUCAUCCUUUGUUGGACCAAUAUUCAUUUGUUUACUAUGACUAUGAUAAUGAUUAUUCGAAGGGGAGGAAUGAAUAGAAAAGGGACAUUUCCCCUUGAGUUUUCUGUUUGUAAUAGGAACUUGGUAUGAAAAUAAAAGACUUACACAUAAUUAUUGGACCGAGAUCUUAUCACGCUCAAACUUUUACAUUUCUUUUAGCAGUUUGAGAAAAAGAGAAGAAUAAAUAAGUUCAUUUAGCUUA
Impatiens glandulifera is the source of this 1306-nucleotide messenger RNA. Its product is annotated as cytochrome c oxidase assembly protein COX11, mitochondrial. NCBI's taxonomy places the organism in Eukaryota, Viridiplantae, Streptophyta, Magnoliopsida, Ericales, Balsaminaceae. The transcript has 8 exons. Gene Ontology annotation, cellular component: mitochondrial inner membrane. The record is from RefSeq and is a predicted model, not a curated record. Bases 210 to 977 code for a protein of 255 amino acids. Gene Ontology annotation, molecular function: copper ion binding.